Messenger RNA from Cucurbita pepo subsp. pepo (vegetable marrow), 1770 nucleotides. RefSeq names its product terpene synthase 10-like. Gene Ontology annotation, molecular function: terpene synthase activity; magnesium ion binding. NCBI's taxonomy places the organism in Eukaryota, Viridiplantae, Streptophyta, Magnoliopsida, Cucurbitales, Cucurbitaceae. Gene Ontology annotation, biological process: diterpenoid biosynthetic process. The record is from RefSeq and is a predicted model, not a curated record.
AUGGCUCUUCACCAAUCUUUUACUUCUUUUACGACGAGUCUUUUCAUCAAACGAGUCUCUUUUGAUCUCAAUUGUUCAUUUGUCCCUCCCGCUCUUAAAGUACAUGGCAGUGUAAGAAUGUCAAGUCAAACUAUUGUACGACGGUCAGGAAAUUACAAACCUCCUAUUUGGAAACCUGAGUUCAUUGAAUCAUUAAAAAGUGAAUUCAAGGGAGAAAUGUACGUAGAACGCUUGAAUGAGCUAAAGGAAGAGAUUGGUAUUAUCAUGAGCCAAAUAAUAGACGACCCUUUAAAGCAACUCGAGCUGAUUGAUAUUUUACAACGACUUGGAAUCUCAUAUCAUUUUGAGAAUGAGAUUAAGGAUGUGUUGAAAAGAACAUAUGAAAAGAGAUAUGAAGGUGAUGAUUGGAAAAAGAAUAAUUUGUAUGCAACAUCACUUGAAUUUAGACUACUAAGACAACAUGGAUUCAAAGUUUCACAAGAGGUUUUCAAUAACUACAACGAUGAGAUGAAAAACUUUAGCACACGACUCUAUGAAGAUUUAAAUGGAAUGUUAUCUUUGUAUGAAGCUUCGUUCUUAUGUAUAGAAGGUGAGAACAUUUUAGAGACAGCAAAACAUUUCACAAUCAACUAUUUGAAAAAAUAUAUGAGAUCGUGCAAGGAUGAACAUGAAGCGUCCAUUAUUAGACAUGCAUUGGAGUUUCCCUUACAUUGGCGAAUGUCAAGAUUGGAUACAAGAUGGUUCGUUGAUAUCUACGAGAGAAAAGUGGAUAUGAAUCCUAUUCUUCUUGAAAUUGCCAAAUUAGAUUUCAAUCGAGUUCAAUCUAUCCACCAAGAAGACCUGAAAUAUGCAUCAAGUUGGUGGAGGAGAACUGGAUUUGGCCAAAAGUUGAGCUUUGCAAGAGAUAGAUUGAUGGAAAAUUUCUUCUGGACCGUGGGUGUUGGAUUUGAACCCGAGCUCUCAUAUUUUAGAAGAAUGGCCACAAAAGUUAAUGCAUUAGUAACAACAAUAGAUGAUAUUUAUGAUUUCUAUGGCACAUUAGAUGAACUCGAGCUCUUUACCGACGCUGUAGAGAGGUGGGACGUUGGUGCAGUGGAUCAAUUACCUGACUAUAUGAAAAUAUGUUUUUUUAGUCUCCACAAUUCUAUCAAUGAAAUGGCUUUUGAAGCACUAAGAGACAAAGGAAUUAACGUGCUUAAAUACCUUAAGAAAGCGUGGGCAGAUUUGUGCAAAGCUUAUAUGUUGGAGGCUAAGUGGUAUCACACUAGCUAUAAACCAAUGUUGGAAGAAUAUUUAGACAAUGCAUGGAUUUCAAUAUCUGGACCAGUUAUAUUAGUUCAUGCAUAUGCUUUCGUGACAUCCCCAACGCUCCAAGACAUGGAGAGCUUGGUAGAAUAUGCUGAUAUAAUUCGUUGGUCUUCCACAAUUUUGCGACUUGCUAAUGAUCUAGGAACAUCAUCGGAUGAGUUAGAAAGAGGUGAUAUUCCGAAAUCGAUACAAUGUUACAUGAAUGACACGGGAGCCUCAGAGAGUAAAGCUCGUGAGCAUGUAAGGCGUUUGAUUGAUGAGACAUGGAAGAAGUUAAAUAAGGCUGAAGUUGAGAAUUCUAUCUUUCCUCAAUUGUUCAUCGAGAGAGCUAAAAAUCUUGCUAGAAUGGCUCAAUGCAUGUACCAAUACGGAGAUGGACAUGGCAUGGGGUACCAAGAAAUAAAUGAUCGUGUAAUGUCUCUAGUUAUUCGACCCAUUUCCACACAUUCAUAUAGUGAAUAA